This is a messenger RNA of Rhinopithecus roxellana (golden snub-nosed monkey), 3854 nucleotides long. It is a transcript of the gene SARDH, whose product is annotated as sarcosine dehydrogenase. Gene Ontology annotation, molecular function: protein binding; oxidoreductase activity. Gene Ontology annotation, cellular component: mitochondrion. The record is from RefSeq and is a predicted model, not a curated record. Bases 358 to 3525 code for a protein of 1055 amino acids. The transcript is spliced from 25 exons. NCBI's taxonomy places the organism in Eukaryota, Metazoa, Chordata, Mammalia, Primates, Cercopithecidae.
GCUGGGCCAAGCACUCUUAGGGCCGAGGGGCGCUGCAGCUGACAAGAGACAGGUGGUGAAGGGGCACAUGGUAGCCUCUGGCACCAGCAGCCGUUGCGUUGGGCACAGUCGGAAGGAGGAGAGAGACUUUUGCCCAGAGCUGACCAGGUGUACUGUGCCGUGCAGCACCGUGGUGGGGAGUGAGGCGGGGGUGUUCAGCCUUGGAGAACCUUCCUCGGUGCCACUCAAGCUGGCUUUCCCCUGGUAGGGCACCACUUCUGGGGCUCCUGGAAGACUGUGGACCUUCAAGUACUGAAGAUCCCAGAAGAGGGCAGUGGAGGUCCAUGUUGGGCAGGACACCACCCCACCCCUCCAUUGAUGCCUGUUCUCCCUGCUGUGCUGAGGCCCGGAGCCCCCAUGGCCUCACUGAGCCGAGCCCUACGUGUGGCUGCUGCCCGCCCUCGCCAGAGCCCUACCCGGGGCCUGGGGCCAUGCAACCUGUCCAGUGCAUCUGGCCCCACAGCCGAGAAGAGUGUGCCGUAUCAGCGGACCCUGAAGGAGGGACAAGGCACCUCGGUGGUGGCCCAAGGCCCGAGCCGACCCCUGCCCAGCACAGCCAACGUGGUGGUCAUUGGUGGAGGCAGCUUGGGCUGCCAGACCCUGUACCACCUGGCCAAGCUGGGCAUGAGUGGGGCGGUGCUGCUGGAGCGGGAGCGGCUGACCUCCGGGACCACCUGGCACACGGCAGGCUUGCUGUGGCAGCUGCGGCCCAGUGACGUGGAGGUGGAGCUUCUGGCCCACACUCGGCGUGUGGUGAGCCGGGAGCUGGAGGAGGAGACGGGACUACACACGGGCUGGAUCCAGAACGGGGGCCUCUUCAUCGCGUCCAACCGGCAGCGCCUGGAUGAAUACAAGAGGCUCAUGUCGCUGGGCAAGGCGUAUGGUGUGGAAUCCCACGUGCUGAGCCCGGCAGAGACCAAGACUCUGUACCCGCUGAUGAAUGUGGAUGACCUCUACGGAACCCUGUAUGUGCCGCACGACGGUACCAUGGACCCCGCUGGCACCUGUAGCACCCUCGCCAGGGCAGCUUCUGCCCGAGGAGCACAGGUCAUUGAGAACUGCCCAGUGACCGGCAUUCGUGUGUGGACAGAUGAUUUUGGAGUGCGGCGGGUCGCAGGUGUGGAGACUCAACACGGUUCCAUCCAGACGCCCUGCGUGGUCAACUGUGCAGGAGUGUGGGCAAGUGCUGUGGGCCGGAUGGCUGGAGUCAAGGUCCCGCUGGUGGCCAUGCACCAUGCCUAUGUCGUCACCGAGCGCAUCGAGGGGAUUCAGAACAUGCCCAACGUCCGUGAUCACGAUGCCUCUGUCUACCUCCGCCUCCAAGGGGAUGCCUUGUCUGUGGGUGGCUAUGAGGCCAACCCCAUCUUUUGGGAGGAGGUGUCAGACAAGUUUGCCUUCGGCCUCUUUGACCUGGACUGGGAGGUGUUCACCCAGCACAUUGAAGGUGCCAUCAACCGUGUCCCCGUGCUGGAGAAGACAGGAAUCAAGUCCACGGUGUGUGGCCCUGGGGAGACCCACAUGCAAGUCACUGACCACAGCCCGUGGGUGGGUGCUCUGACAGGAGGCAUGGAGUGGCUGGGUGGCCACAGCCUGAGGACACAGACGGGCGGCCAGGAUCGGGGGCAGCCCAGCCUGGCCCUGGAGGAAUCCUUCACGCCUGACCACAAGCCCCUGAUGGGGGAGGCACCUGAGGUCCGAGGGUUCUUCCUGGGCUGCGGCUUCAACAGCGCAGGAAUGAUGCUGGGUGGUGGCUGUGGACAGGAGCUGGCCCACUGGAUCAUCCAUGGGCGCCCGGAGAAGGACAUGCAUGGCUAUGACAUCAGGCGCUUCCAUCACUCGCUCACGGACCACCCCCGCUGGAUCCGAGAGCGAAGCCAUGAGUCCUAUGCCAAGAACUACUCCGUUGUCUUCCCCCACGAUGAGCCGCUGGCCGGGCGCAACAUGAGGAGAGACCCGCUGCACGAGGAACUCCUUGGACAAGGCUGUGUGUUCCAGGAGCGGCAUGGCUGGGAGCGACCGGGAUGGUUUCAUCCCCAAGGCCCAGCUCCGGUCCUCGAGUACGACUACUACGGGGCUUAUGGGAGCCGCGCGCACGAGGACUACGCCUACCGCAGGCUGCUGGCGGACGAGUACACCUUCGACUUCCCGCCCCACCACGACACGGAAGCCAGCGCAGAGCAGAGCCAGGACAAGGUGACUGGAGGCUCUUGGGCAUCAGGCCCCGUAUGGGCCCCUCCAAGAGACAAGCAGAGGGAACCAGAGCCGAGAGGGCUGUGGCCUGGAGUCUGCUUGCUGUUCCUGUUGCUCCAAAGUGGGCAGGCGAGGCUGGUCACAUGGGACAGCUGGCAGCCUGUCGCCCCUGCCUGGGGACCUGGCUCCCACGUGCAGGGGGUGGAGAUCAAGAAGGAGUGUCUGGCCUGCAGAGGGGCUGCCGCUGUGUUUGACAUGUCCUACUUUGGGAAGUUCUACCUGGUGGGACUGGAUGCAAGGAAGGCUGCCGACUGGCUGUUCUCCGCAGAUGUCAGCCGACCCCCAGGCUCCACCGUGUACACUUGCAUGCUCAACUGCCGUGGGGGCACCGAGAGUGACCUGACUGUCAGCCGCCUGGCACCCAGCCACCAGGCCUCCCCGCUGGCCCCCGCCUUUGAAGGGGACGGUUACUACCUGGCCGUGGGCGGGGCCAUGGCCCAGCACAACUGGUCCCACAUCACCACCGUGCUGCAGGACCAGAAGUUCCGGUGCCGGCUCAUCGACAACUCCGAGGAUCUGGGCAUGGUCAGCAUCCAGGGCCCAGCCAGCCGGGCCAUUCUGCAGGAGGUGCUGGAUGCAGACCUGAGCAACAAGGCCUUCCCGUUCUCCACCCACAAGCUGCUGAGAGCCGCCGGGCACCUGGUCCGGGCCAUACGGCUGUCCUUCGUGGGGGAGCUGGGCUGGGAGCUGCACAUUCCAAAGGCGUCCUGUGUGCCUGUAUACCGGGCUGUGAUGGCCGCAGGUGCCAAGCACGGCCUCGUCAAUGCAGGGUACCGUGCCAUCGACUCCCUGAGCACUGAGAAAGGCUACCGGCACUGGCAUGCAGACCUGCGGCCUGACGACAGCCCCCUGGAGGCAGGCCUGGCCUUCACGUGCAAGCUUAAGUCACCGGUGCCCUUCCUGGGGAGGGAGGCCCUGGAGCAGCAGCGGGCUGCAGGCCUCCGCCGGCGCCUGGUGUGCUUCACCGUGGAGGACAAAGUACCCAUGUUUGGCCUGGAGGCCAUCUGGAGGAACGGCCAAGUGGUGGGCCAUGUCCGGAGGGCCGACUUUGGGUUCGCCAUCGACAAGACCAUCGCCUACGGUUACAUCCAUGACCCCAGUGGUGGGCCGGUCUCGCGGGACUUUGUGAAGAGCGGGGACUAUGCCCUGGAAAGAAUGGGGGUGACCUACGGUGCCCAGGCCCACCUGAAGUCUCCCUUUGACCCUGACAACAAGAGGGUGAAGGGAACAUACUGAGGGCCCAGACUCCAUGCCCCAUCCCAUGCUGUCCGUCCAUUCCCACAGGUCCCAAAUGGCCCUGGAUCCCAGGACCCUGGACCUGGCCAGAACUUGGACCCUCCCUGUCCUUAGUAUAGGCCUAGUCCUGCUAAAACCCCCAAACCAGAUACAGAUAGAGACCAAGAUGGCCCAUCGUGUGGUCACCGACCAGAAGGCGGUCUCUAAUCCACCCCAAUCCUCCCAGAAAACAAGCCUGUAAGUGUCUUGGGCUCAGGGACCAUGGCUUGUAGUCAUCUCCAAGCUUCUAGAAGGUGCUUAGUAAAUACUUGAUAAGCCCCACGUGAAAA